Chlorocebus sabaeus (green monkey) is the source of this 6594-nucleotide messenger RNA. It is a transcript of the gene EGR4, whose product is annotated as early growth response 4. Gene Ontology annotation, biological process: regulation of transcription by RNA polymerase II. The record is from RefSeq and is a predicted model, not a curated record. Lineage: Eukaryota; Metazoa; Chordata; Mammalia; Primates; Cercopithecidae. Gene Ontology annotation, molecular function: DNA-binding transcription factor activity, RNA polymerase II-specific; RNA polymerase II cis-regulatory region sequence-specific DNA binding.
GGGGAGCGCGCGCGCACGCAGCGGCGCUAGCCUGGCGGCGGCGGCGACAACAACAACGUCACAGCUCGAGCUUUCCUUUUCGGGAGUCCCCGGCACACAUCCUGUGUCCAUGUUUGGGCAUUUACGUCACGGCGGCAGGGCCGGGGCCUCCCAAAAUGGCAGUGGCCCGGGGAGUCGGAAGCCCGGAGCCAGCGCCGCCGCAGCUAUAUAAGUGGGGGGGCUGUGGGUUGGGGGAGCCCGGCUGCGCUUUGGAGAGGCGAGGAGCCGCCGCCCGAGGCCGGUGCGGGCGAGCUAGGGCGCCGCGGCUCCCCGACUCUUUUCACAGAGGUGAGUGCCCGAAGCCAGGAGCCCGGGCGCCUAGGUUUGCGCGCUGCGGGGAACCCCUACCGCCAGCCUCCCCGACACCCGCGCGCCCCCAAGCCCAGCGGGAGAGGCCCCGGGCGCCCCACAGCCGGCGCCGCGCCAUGCUCCACCUUAGCGAGUUUUCCGAACCCGACGCGCUCCUGGUCAAGUCCACUGAAGGCUGUUGCGCCGAACCCAGCGCUGAAUUGCCCCGGCUGCCCGCCAGGGACGCUCCCGCGGCCACCGGCUACCCUGGAGCAGGCGACUUCUUGAGCUGGGCUUUGAACAGCUGCAGCGCAAGUGGGGACUUAGCCGACUCCUGCUUCCUGGAGGGGCCUGCGCCCACACCCCCUCCCGGCCUCAGCUACAGCGGUAGCUUCUUCAUUCAGGCAGUGCCCGAACACCCGCACGACCCAGAGGCACUCUUCAACCUCAUGUCGGGCAUCUUAGGCCUGGCACCGUUCCCCGGUCCAGAGGCAGCAGCGUCCAGAUCCCCGCUGGAUGCCUCUUUUCCCGCGGGGCCCGAUGCCUUGCUGCCGGGUCCGCCGGACCUUUACUCCCCGGAUCUGGGCUCUGUCCCCUUCCCAGAGGCGUUCUGGGAGGCCUCGCCUUGCGCGGGCGCCCCCUCGCAGUGCCUGUAUGAGCCUCAGCUCUCCCCGCCCGACGUCAAGCCCGGCCUCCGGGCGCCUCCCGCCUCGCCAGCGCUGGACGCUGCCUCUGCCUUCAAGGGUCCCUACGCGCCCUGGGAGCUGCUUUCUGUGGGGGCCCCGGGGAACUGUGGGUCACAGGGAGGCUACCAGACCGCCCCCGAGGCUCGUUUUCCCGCAAUAGGGACCAAGAUUGAGGACUUGCUGUCCAUCAGCUGCCCUGCGGAACUGCCGGCCGUCCCAGCCAACAGACUCUACCCUAGCGGGGCCUACGACGCUUUCCCGCUGGCCCCGGGUGACUUAGGGGAGGGGGCUGAGGGCCUCCCUGGGCUCCUGACCCCUCCUAGUGGGGAGGGAGGGAGUAGCGGCGACGGCGGAGAGUUUCUAGUCAGUACGCAGCCUCAGCUUUCCCCGCUGGGCCUUCGCAGCGCCGCCGCGGCUGACUUCCCCAAACCUCUGGUGGCGGACAUCCCUGGAAGCAGCGGCGUGGCUGCACCACCCGUGCCGCCACCGCCGCCCACCCCUUUCCCCCAGGCCAAGGUGCGACGCAAGGGGCGCCGUGGUGGCAAAUGCAGCACACGCUGCUUCUGCCCGCGGCCGCACGCCAAGGCCUUCGCUUGCCCAGUGGAGAGUUGUGUGCGGAGCUUUGCGCGCUCCGACGAGCUCAAUCGCCACCUGCGCAUCCACACGGGCCACAAACCCUUCCAGUGCCGCAUCUGCCUCCGCAACUUCAGCCGCAGCGACCACCUCACCACGCACGUGCGCACCCACACCGGCGAGAAGCCCUUUGCUUGCGACGUGUGCGGCCGCCGCUUUGCGCGCAGCGAUGAGAAGAAACGGCACAGCAAGGUGCACCUCAAGCAGAAGGCGCGCGCCGAGGAGCGGCUCAAGGGCCUCGGCUUUUACUCGCUGGGCCUCUCCUUCGCCUCCCUCUGAGCAAGAGAUGGGUUUAUGGGUUUAUGGGUUGGAGCGCCGCCAUUCGGCGCACACGAGAUCUGGGCCGUUCCCCUCCCCGCUCUUCUUCCAACUCCUCCUCGCACGCCCGAGGGCCGGCCUCCGGUCCCGCUUCCAGUUUCCUUGAAGCGCCCGCCGCACACGCCCUAUUCAGCACCAGUUCCGCGGACAGUUCCCGCGGUCCGGGCGCUGUCCCUUGUCAGCCGCGCUUUGGGGGAAGUCUUCUGAGACCACCCAGUGAAUAGGCACUACCCUGGGAUUCAAGACAGUCUUUUGUAACUGGCGCACGCCCCACGCCUUCCUCUAUAACCCCCAGAGACAGGCUGGGGCAGCGCCAAGCCGGUCUCGCGCGGGACUUUGUACAGCAGUGUCUUAUCCAGCAGCCAUUGGAUGUAACGUUUUGCUUUGGGGUUUUUUUCUUUUGUUGUUAAUUUUUGUAAAGCAGACGCUACUCUCAAGCAGUUGACAAAACUGUUUAUUUUUGCAAUUAAAAUUAUUGUGCUAAAAGCUUACCGAAUCUGCCAUGUAAGCUCCUGACCCUUCCCCUCAGCUUCUCCCCCAGGACCAUAAGUGCCAGAAGAUAAAGGUCAUCCCCACGCUCAUGGGGUACAGGCCCUGAACAUAUUACACACCCACUGUCAGGUACACCUGCCAGGAACUGCGGCACAGAGUAGGCAUUUAAUAAAUGUGUGCUGGGUUAAUGAACGAAUUUAAUCACAGCUCACCUAAGGGCUGGAGGUGUUUCUGGAACUUCAAAGUGGUUAAAAGGUGUAGGUGUUCAACAUUUUAUAUAUAUAUUAUUCUCCUUAAUCCUCACAAUCCCAAAUAAAGCAGGCAUACACCUCACUUCAAAGAUGUGGAAGCAAUGUAGAUAGCUUGCUGGAACAAUGUAGUUAACCCAGGCUAGGAACAGACAGGUCAAACACAUCUAUCUAACUUCAAAGCCAACCCUCAUUUUCCAACCUCAGAAUGGAGGCACCUAAGCUUAACAGCACUGAUUGGAAACGCUUCCUACCAGAAGGUGAGAAACAGGUUUGGCAGCUAGAGGGAGCUCCAGGCAGUAGCGACAGCAGCAAAAGGCUGCAGUAUUUUGGUGCUGUUUGAGAAAGCCCAGAGUGUUCACUGUCACAGAGACUCCAGACAGUAUCUAUGCAUCUGUUCAAGAGUCACAUGGUGUCAGGGCCCAAAGGGUAUCAGCAUUUAGCUAGAGCACACCUGAAUAUAGCAAGGAGCAGGCACUUGCCAGAGACUCAUGGUCACCUUAGUUGCUCUUCCCACAAAAAGGAUCUUCUCCAGGAGGCAUCAGCCUACUUACCAUUCAACCAUGCACCUGCCACAGCCACUUUUCUCCAGCUGUCCUUCCAAGUGAACCCUUUAUGGCUUUAGGAUCAGAGGAAGGCUAGGAGGGUGAUGAGGAAAGCAUGACUUUGUAAUGGUGAAGGUGGCCCUUUUUCUCUUUGAACUCCCUACCCAAAGCUUUUCCACUUUUUCUGGCCACCUUGGGCAGACCUUGGAGCAUAAAAAGGCUGCUGUGCUCUCCAUCUCUCUGCUCCAAUGACCCCUCUCUGAUAAGGAAGAAAGAAGGCCUGUGUCUGGGGACUUCAUUCUUUUCUCUUCUGAGCUGAGCUGUUCUUGAAUUAAGAGAGCUUACAGCCCUAUGAUGCCAGAUCAAACCAGCUUCUGAUCCUCUUGCUUCUUUCUUCACCCCUUCACUCUCAGAUAUGCUCACCCUCCACCGCACAGUCCAACUGACCAGAGACAAAAUGAUCAACUCAGAGAAUCCCAUCCGUUUCUCUCCCCAGGUGUUAAGUGCUUUCAUGUGGCCAAGUAUCUUGUAUCUAAGAAACUAAUUUGUGAUAAAGGAUUUAAUAUUACCUCUUCUAGGAGAAUUAACAUUUUAGAAGAAUAGCCUGCAGAGGGCAAUGUUUAACCCUAUGAAGAGGCCCAAAUGGUGAACUGUCAGGUACUGUGAUAAGUAAGUGGUAUAUUCAUGGAGACGCAAGAUAAUGAUGACCCUCAUUGUCUUACUAUUUAAGUCACCACACCUUUCACUUAUUAGGCAUGGGCCACCUGACUUCACUUUUCAUGAAGGGUAGGGCAAGAAAAGCAUAAUGGCCCAUAUUUCAAGCAACUGCUCCCAAACCACACAACCUGAACAAAGGAGGAAAUGCAGACAGUGGGUGGCUGGCCUCUGAUCACCCCUAUCUUGUCCUCUCCAGCAGCAUUCCAGCAAGUGCUAUCAGCUCUAUUAUUCCCCUUGUCCUCACACUCACCUAGGCUUAACAUCACUGAUGAGAAAAUUGAACCCCAAAGAAGUGACUUAGUAGUAGUCCUGGUAUCAGAGCCCAGUCUGGCUCUAUAAUUCCUAGCUGAGAAGUUCCUGCUAUGUUCCAAGGGACACUGCUCCCUUUUAUUGGAGCGUCCCCUAGGGAUUGUGAGGGAUGAGAAUGUUAGGCUAGAGAUGGAAAGAAUUAAAACCAAACAAUCUGAAAAUCAAUCCAAACCCAGGACCCAACCAGAAUUGGAGACCAAAGAGCUCAUUUUCCUUAUUUGCUCCUCUUUUUCAACUGGUCCUCAAAACGUGUUUUCCUGGAGCAGUUCUUAGCUCUCUUCUUUCCUGUUUCAACACUUUCCUUAGAGAGUACAUUCAUUGCCAAGCCUUCAGCUAUUAUUCCUAUGUAAAUGGCUUCUAAGUCAGGCAGCCCCAUGGUUCUAAUGAAUAUCCCAAUAUGGAUGUCCCACCACCAUUCCAAAUACAGUCUGUCUAAAAUCAAAUCACCCUUCCACAUUUCUGGUAAUAGCAAUGUUAUUUGAUUCGCUGAACUCAUCUAAGCAACUACAGCUCUGUGGGAUUCACUUUUGCUUCUUCCCUCCCCACACAUCCAGGCUGUCACUUAGACUUGUUGAAUCUUACUGUAAUUCUUCAGGGUCUUCUCUACUCUCAUUCAUGGCACAUUGUUUCCUGUUACGUAUUAUAAUCUUUAGCUUGUGGGCUCAACUUCAGUGGGGAUUUACUUGGGCAGCAAUACUCUGUGGCCUUGGGUGACGGUAUGUUUCUCCUGAGCAGUUUCCUGUUUGCUUCUACCAGGCACUCCAAGAGUAUCACCUGAUGGAGAUCAAUCUUUUGUUAAUUUCUUGGCUUGAAGUUCUUGUAACAUGCAGAUGUUUUGAGUUCAAACUCCAGCUCAAGUAGUUAUAAAUUCUCAGAGGCAGUUCCCCCUUCUCUAACCAGGACCCAGGUCAGGACAAACAAGCAAUAUGCCUCCCUUCCCAUACCUUCUGGGGUUAGUCACGGCAUAUCUGAUGCUUAUAUUUCUUGGUCUCAGUCCCCUUAUUUUGGUCCAUGUAGACUUUUUCCCCUUUCUUGCAAGCUCAGCUAAACAUUUCAGGAAAUGUCUGUCAAUUUUAUGAAGCAGUCCACAUAUUUUGUAGCAAGAGAGUAUUUGGGCUAUCUAGUCAACAAUGUUGUUGAAAACUGAAGCCAGAUGAUAUGAACUCUUCUAUUAAAAUAUUUCCCACAUUUAUCCUCUCUGUGCUGAUUGCCAGCACCUUAGUCCAUGCCACUCCCUCCAUAUACACACAUACCUUGGCUAUGUCAAUUUCAUAUAAUCACAUAACAACAUUGCAGUUGGAAGGAGUUUGUAAGAAUAUCCUGUCCAGGCCAGGAAUAGUGGCUUAUGCCUGUAAUCCCAGUACUUUGGAAGGCCAAGGCGGGUGGAUGGCUUGAGUCCAGGAGUUCAAGACCAGCCUGGGCAACAUGGCAAAACCCUGUCUCUAUUUUUUAAAAUAUUUUCUUAAAAAGAACAUCCUGUCCAAACCCACGCUCUAUAGAAGAGAAAACUGAAGCCCAAGAUAUUUGGGGAUUUUCUGAAGGGCACACAGAUAAUAAGAGAAUGAAAUGGGCCUUGAACCUGGACCUUCCAGUUCCAAGACCAGUGCAUAUCUAAAUAUUCACUCACUCCACAGAUACUGAGUGCUACUACAUGCUGGGCCAGUGGUUCCCAACUAUUUUACUUUCUGGUGCACCUGAGAAAUUCAACACACACAUAAGUAAUAGAGGAACAGAGAAGUCCUGAUUCUCACACUGGAAAGGUGGGAAAAAGUAAUACAAAUCUUGAUGAGGUGGGAUAUGGGGGAGAGUUUGAGAAAGCAACCCAGAAUGUUUGCUAUUUUCUCUCUCUUCACCCCAACUCCUGUACCCUAUUUGAGAGAAGGCUACAUUAUGCCAAACUGCUUCCUGUGGUCCCUCUGCCUCCCUUAUCCCUCUUUCAUUCCACAUUGCCCAGCACUAAUGAUGAAAAUUUCCUAAUAUGCCAUUCACAACAAACAAGUGUUUAUCCCAAACUGACCAAGGUUUCCACUCUCCUAUAAAAAAAAUACCUAUUUUUCACCCUUGCUGUCAAAGCCCUCUUUAUCGGAUCCAAAUUCACCUUCCAACCUCCUCUGUCAUCUCUCCCUUUGUGCUUUGCUCUGCCACCUCUCUUCCCCCACCAGUUAUCCAAAUGCUCCCACUCUUGAGCACCUUCAAGGGCAGAAACCUUGUUUGAUCCACAUUUGUGGUCCCCAUAUCACCAAGCCUAACAUGAAAGUGCUUAAUUAUUAUGUCAAUUAGUCGAACAACAACCAAAAAAAAAAAAAAAAAAAAAAAAAA